This is a messenger RNA of Cucurbita maxima (winter squash), 867 nucleotides long. RefSeq lists its product as uncharacterized. Gene Ontology annotation, biological process: maturation of SSU-rRNA from tricistronic rRNA transcript (SSU-rRNA, 5.8S rRNA, LSU-rRNA). The record is from RefSeq and is a predicted model, not a curated record. Gene Ontology annotation, cellular component: nucleolus. Bases 178 to 708 code for a protein of 176 amino acids. The transcript has 5 exons. Lineage: Eukaryota; Viridiplantae; Streptophyta; Magnoliopsida; Cucurbitales; Cucurbitaceae.
UCUCUUUCCUUCCCCACUUACCCGCCUUUCCUUCCAGCAGCCGUCCGAUCCCCACUCUCUACUACGCGCCCCCAGCGCCACUUUACUUUCUCCUCUUCUUAUUUCACUCUCUGCUGCAACCGUACGCCCCCACGCCAACCCCAUCUUCUGCUGCAGCCCCCCAUCAAUCGUGAGAAGAUGCAUUCCAGAGAUAAAAGUGCAAAAGCGGGAUCAUCUAGGAACUCGACGGAUAUGGAACCUGUAAUGAACAUGAGAAAUAUCAAGAAAGAAAUUGAAUUCCUCACCUCCUCUCAUAUGUCAUGGAAAGACAAAAAGGAGAUUGAGAGUAGGAAAAUUGUUUCUUUGGGUGGAAAGCCUCAAAAGAAACAAAGAUUGCCUCUAAGUGUAGCACGACCAAUCAUAAAGAAGCAGAAGGAAAGAGAACAAAAGAUGGUACAAGAGCAUUGGAAUGUUAGUCAAUUUGGCGGGAUGGCUAGUAGUAACCACUCUAGAAACUCGUUGGGGAAGCGCAAGCCCGAGAAACAGGUUCUUAAGUCGAGUGAAGGCUUUUUCAAACAUGGUGUGCUUGAUGUCAAGCAUCUACUACGCCCAGCUCCUUCUAGGAAUAGUGACAUUGGAAACGAAAUGGCCGGCAAAGGUAGAAGAAAAGGAGGGAAAAAGAAGAAUAACAAAAGUAACAAAAAGGGUGGCGGUAAGAAGCGCCAUUGAAAUCAUUCAUCACCUACAACAUUCCCGUUUUACAAUGGAAUAUGGAUAUCCUUUUGUCAUAUCAGAUGCAAUUCAAUGAAAUCUUGCAUACCCUUGUUUUGCAUUUAAAUUUAUUACGUCCAUCUAUCCAUUGAAUGAAAUUUUGAUUUUGAUAUUGUU